UUACUUUAUUUAAAUUAUCGACCCGCCUCUUUCACGCCUUCAUCCCUCAACCUUCACAACCGACCUCAUUCAGUGCCUGUAACUGUCCACACAGUCCGAGGCUCAGUGGAUUAACACGGAUAUAUGGCUCAAAACAUUAAGGUUACCUCUCCUAUCGGUGCUUUUAUUGUCUUGUAAAAAUUCCGCCGAAAAAGAGAAGACGUUUUACCUCAAAUGCCGGCGAUUUCUCCCGUGUGUAUGUGAACUACGAGAACAGCUUAGGGGCUUCUGUCUACCGUGAGCAGUUCAAUUUCAACGCGGAGCCCCCUUGGGAUCCUAGCUGAUAGCUGGAGAGGUCGACCUCUGACCUAUUCCUUGGAUAUCGCUAGGACCCAAGAGCUCUGAGGCUUCUCAUAAAUAGGUGACCUGCUUUAUGCCAGUCAGAACAUCAGAUUACGGAUGAGAAUGAAGGGAUUUCUGGAUGAACCACGCUUUUCUGUUGAGCUGCUGGAAGGAAGCGCAGCUCUCCGAGGUUUGAUCGAUAAACACAUCCAUGAUCAAACUCUUGCACUGAAGAGUGCAUUUUUUGUGGCUGACUUGGGGGUGAUUGUGCGGCAGCAAGUUCGCUGGAGAACUAAAAUGGACCCGAUUCAGCCUUUCUACACGGUCAAGAGCAACAGCAGCCCUGUGGUUGUUGAAAUCCUGGCUGCUCUUGGAACUGGCUUUGUUUGUUCAAACAAGCAUGAGCUGGACUUAGUGAAGGGCUUUGGCGUCCCGUCUCAGGACAUCAUUCUCGGCGGCACGUGUAAACAGCUCUCUCAUAUCAAAUACGCAGCCAAACACAACAUCUCCCUCCUGGUUUGUGAUAAUGAGGCAGAGCUGCGGAAGAUUGCACGAUGUCAUCCCAAAACAAAGGUGUUGCUGCUGUUGACAUCGGAGAGCUGUUGCGAGCGUGAGGAGACGGCCAUACCGUUCGGCUCCACGCUGAAGGACUGCAGACAUCUGCUGGAGAGUGCCAGAGAGCUCAGCCUGCACAUUACAGGAGUCAAAUUCAACAUUCCCAGUUGUUGUCAGGAUGCACAAGCAUUCUCUCGUGCUGUUUCUGACGCCCGCUGUGUCUUUGAUAUGGGGGAGGAGCUUGGCUUUGAGAUGAAUAUUCUGGACGUCGGAGGCGGCUUUGAUGGAAGUGAGGCGCAGUUAGACAAGGUUAACCAGAUGCUGAAACCCAUGCUGGACAUGUAUUUUCCUCUCUCGACCGGCUUGUCGCUCAUCGCUGAACCCGGAGUUUAUUAUGUGUCAUCUGCCUUCACGCUGGCCAUGAAUAUAAUCGCUAAGAAAAACGUGGCUCGUGAUUUCAGUGGUCAACCACACAAUGCACUGUCUGCAAAUGAUGAGCCUGAGUUUCUCUACUACAUGAACGAUGGGGUUUAUGGGACUUUUGCCAAUAAGCUGCUUUGUGAAGAUUCAGUAUCAAUGCCUUCGGCACACAAGGAGGUGAGCGCAGAAGAGCCGCUGUUCUCCAGCAGUCUGUGGGGUCCGUCUGCUGAUGAUCUGGAUCAGGUGGUGGAGCGAUGUCUGCUGCCGGAGCUCAGUGUCGGAGACUGGCUGCUUUUCAGCAACGCAGGGGCCAACGGUCUGGGGGCCACAUUCACUAACGGAGAGGAACACAAACCGCCCGUCUUCUACUGCAUCACUGAAUGCGACUGGCAACAGGUUCAUAACUCUGGCGUCACUUUGGACGCGAGGAUGAAGAACCUCUCUGUGGUACCAUGCGGCUUGCAACCAAACAUAUCCAAGGCGUCCGUUUCCACCCCGGCGUAACAUAAAGCCACUUAUUAAUGUCAUUAUCUCGACUGACUUUAAGCACUUAAGAACCUAGAAUCUUCUAAGAAGCUUCAGUUGCUUUGAAGAAGUUUGGCUGGGACCAGAGCUGAAGAAGUGUUGUUGACCAGAACAACUUCAUAGCCAUCACAUCUGAUGGAUAAACCGCAAAUAGGUGCGAUUAGCUUUAACAAAUGGGACUGUUGGCGUUUACAGAUACACUUAAUUAUAUUCAAGUCCGUUUUAUAAAUAUGUAUACACAUAUAGUAUUUCCACUUACUAAUGGAAUCAGUCAUGUACUAAGUUAUUUAUUAAACCUCGAGUCUAGUUUCAUGACAUCAUCAGAUGCUUUUAAAGAAACAUGCACUUGUUU
Molecule: messenger RNA, 2173 nt
Organism: Sinocyclocheilus rhinocerous
Lineage: Eukaryota; Metazoa; Chordata; Actinopteri; Cypriniformes; Cyprinidae
Gene: azin1a
Product: antizyme inhibitor 1a
Exons: 12
Coding region: 439-1800 (453 amino acids)
Biological process (GO): positive regulation of polyamine transmembrane transport; negative regulation of protein catabolic process
Cellular component (GO): cytoplasm
Molecular function (GO): ornithine decarboxylase activator activity; ornithine decarboxylase activity
Source: RefSeq, a predicted model, not a curated record